Physella acuta is the source of this 1585-nucleotide messenger RNA. Its product is annotated as N-acetylneuraminate lyase B-like. The record is from RefSeq and is a predicted model, not a curated record. Gene Ontology annotation, molecular function: lyase activity. Lineage: Eukaryota; Metazoa; Mollusca; Gastropoda; Physidae.
CAUAGAGCAGUCAAGUUGAUUCAAACGCUACUCCGGCCAACUGGGUAGAUAUGUUAUCUCCCCUGUCCAUCUUGUGAUCCACUGUACACAAACAUAGCUGGUGUUAGAAGAUGUCUUUUUCUGUGGAAGGUUUCGUUGCCGCCACUUUCACUCCCUUCAAGGACAAUGGUGAUGUUAAUCUAGACGCCAUCGAUCAGUACCAGGAGUUUCUUGUACAGCAAGGAAUCCAACAUGUUUAUAUUAACGGGACGACGGGGGAAGGGACAUCACUCACGACAGACGAGAGAAAACUAAUCGCCGAGAAAUGGAAGGAGUUAUCUCUCUUACCAGGAAGAUACAUGAAAGUACUUAUCCAAGUCGGUGGAACAAGUUUUAAGGAGACUUGUCAGCUGGCCGAGCAUGCUGCUAGUAUAGGAGCAGACGCUAUUUCUACUUUAGCGCCAUUAUACCUCCUGCCUCAAAAUAUCGACGAGUUGGUCGACUUCUGCCGACAGGUGGCAGCAAGAGCGCCCUCUGUGCCGUUCUAUUACUACCAUAUACCUGACAGGACAGGUGUAAGGUUCGACAUGGAGCAGUUUCUCGUCAGAAGCCGUCACGUGAUCCCCACCCUGCGGGGCGUCAAGUUCUCCAGCAAAGACCUGUACGAGGGCAGCAGGUGCUUGCGGACGUCUGACGCCCAGGGAAACCUGUUCGACAUUCUGUUCGGGUGUGACGAGCAAGUGAUGUCAGCGUUCGUCAUUGGCUUCAAGGGCGCCAUUGGCUCCACCUACUCACUGAUGGCUGGCACCUAUCACAAGUUGAAGGACGCCUUGAGCAACGGGCAGAUCCAAGAGGCGCGAACAUUUCAGUACAGGAGCGUUGAUCUGGUCAAAGUUUGCUGUGAAUUCGGUGGACAAGCUGGCGGGAUAAUACCCGCCAUGAAAGUAGUGCUCUCUAAACUCGGUGUUGACAUCGGACCACCGAGAUUUCCCAUGAGACCUCUGAGCGAUGCCCAUCAGGCGGACCUCUUGGGGCGACUCGCAGAGAUCGGCUUCUUCCAUUGGUGACCCAGCGCUAGUCUACACAUUCUGACGUGAUCUGGUCAAGUUUGAACUUUUUGACAUGAUCUGGUCAAGUUUGAACAUUUGACGUGAUCUGGUCAAGUUUGAACCUUUUGACGUGAUCUAGUCAAAUUUGAACUUUUUGACGUGAUCUAGUCAAAUUUGAACUUUUUGACGUGAUCUGGUCAAAUUUGAACUUUUUGACAUGAUCUAGUCAAAUUUGAACUUUUUGACGUGAUCUGGUCAAGUUUGAACCUUUCGGCGUGAUCUGGUCAAGUUUAAAUUUUUUGACGUGAUCUGGUCAAGUUUGAACUUUUUGACGUGAUCUGGUCAAGUUUAAACUUUUUGACGUGAUCUGGUCAAGUUUGAACUUUUUGACGUGAUCUGGUCAAGUUUGAACCUUUUGACGUGAUCUGGUCAAGUUUGAUACUGUCAGACCUGUCUCUACUCAUGCGCGAAGCGGUAUGACAAUGCCAAGUGCAAUAUAAAAAACAAAAGAAAAACAUUUGUCAAAUAAACUUUUGUUGACAAAAAAAGUUCAAUAA